AUGCUGGUCUCGACCCUGUUCUUCGCGGUGCCGGUAUUUCUGCUAAUGCUUCACUGCGCGUACCACACCCUUUACCGCGGGUAUGCGCCUUGGGGCAUGACCCACGGCUAUUUGGAAGACCAUGUGCUCUCGGAAUCUUUCCUCUAUGUGGCCUCCUACAGCGGGGUUGUCACUACGCUUAACAUCACGGGCGUCAGGCAGCAAGGGGCCGCUGUCGUUGUUCUUCCACCUGUGUCGACAACCGAGGGAUGUGCUGGGAGCCCGUCGUGGCUUGCACUAGCUGACCGGGACUCGCUUCUUUACUGUCUCGACGAGGGGCUGGAGGAUGGCAAGAAUGGCUCGCUCGUGUCCUUUAGGACAAACCGGGAUGGGUCCUUGACGCCGUUAGACAAGGUGUCCACUGUCUUUGGGCCUGUCAGCGCUUCGUUGUAUGGUGACCGAGGCCAAAGCCUUGUGGUGGCUCAUUACGGUGGUUCAGCCCUUUCCACUUGGGACAUCCGGGAUCCAGCCAAGAUAUCUCCCAUUCAAGUUCAAGAGUUUGAACUUACUAAACCAGGCCCGAAUCCUUCCCGGCAAGAGGCACCACAUCCUCAUGCCGCGGUUGUUGACCCAAGUGGUCGAUUUGUCCUGGUGCCAGAUCUAGGCGCUGACCUCAUUCGCGUAUAUCUUGUCGAUCACGCGGGCCCUGGCUUGAUAGAGCUUGGGCCUCUGGCCGUUGCUGCUGGCAGCGGGCCUCGACACAUCGCCUUUGCUGUCAAGCACAAGACGUUCAUGUAUGCUGUUACCGAGUUGGGCAACACAAUCGUCGGUUAUGAGGUGGCGUACGGCCAAGACUCCAUCGCUUUUGAGGAAAUCUGGAAGAGUGGCGUCCACGGCAAGGACAAGGAUGUGCCAGAGGGUGCGGCGGCUUCUGAAGUUGUCAUCUCUCCUGACAUGAGAUUUCUUAUCCUCUCUUCUCGGAACGAGAAUGCUCUCGAAGUGCCGAACUUUGAUCCCGGCAACACCACGAGUAUCGUCUCGGACCCACUCGUCAACUUCGAGAUAGAUGCUGAGACGGGUCACCUCAACCUACGUCAGGAGGUGCCUUGUGGAGGAGGGUUCCCUCGUCAGUUCACCAUCAACAAGGCGGGAACCUUGGUUGCGGUGGCACUUCAGAGUGAUGGCCGAGUUGUCGUCAUGGAGAGAGAUGUCAAAACAGGCUUGCUGGGCAAGUUUGUUGCGUAUGCCGAAGUGGAAGGCGGAGUCACAGCUGUCGUGUUUAAUGAGUGA
This is a messenger RNA of Fusarium vanettenii 77-13-4, 1269 nucleotides long. RefSeq lists its product as uncharacterized. The transcript has 3 exons. The record is from RefSeq and is a predicted model, not a curated record. NCBI's taxonomy places the organism in Eukaryota, Fungi, Ascomycota, Sordariomycetes, Hypocreales, Nectriaceae. Bases 1 to 1269 code for a protein of 422 amino acids. Gene Ontology annotation, molecular function: 6-phosphogluconolactonase activity; protein binding.